Bombus pascuorum is the source of this 2137-nucleotide messenger RNA. It is a transcript of the gene CtsL4, whose product is annotated as procathepsin L. Lineage: Eukaryota; Metazoa; Arthropoda; Insecta; Hymenoptera; Apidae. The transcript has 5 exons. The record is from RefSeq and is a predicted model, not a curated record. Gene Ontology annotation, cellular component: lysosome. Gene Ontology annotation, molecular function: cysteine-type endopeptidase activity. The coding region runs from base 1057 to 2088 and encodes 343 amino acids.
AUGUCCGAUCUCGGCUCGAUGCCCAACUAUCUACGCAACGAGGGGAUAAGAGACGAGCAGAUCACGAGUUUCUCGCCAACAUCCGCGAUCUUUCUUCCUCCCCUCUCUCAUUGUCUUCGCCAUUCUCUCUAUCCCGUCCCGCGCAACUACAUCACCAACCACUAUCACUGCUAAUAUGUAUUGCAAGCGAAAGCGAAUGAGAAGCGGCUAAUAGAUUUAGCUGGCGACCAUGCAUGCAUGCGCGCGCGUGUACGCGCUCGAAUAAUUCAACCCUGCAAAAAAAAUUUAAUUCGUAAAUUGGAAGAAAUUAGAUAUGUCAGUGCAGAGAACGUAGAAACGCAAACCGUCAGCGAAAUGUACGAUACAAGCGGUCGGUUAUGCGCAAACCGUACGCGAGUUAAUGAAUUAAUCGUCGGUCAAUGCACGAGUGUGUGUGCCUCGAAUUCCUUAUUUCUAAAAGUUGCGCGAUUUCUGCAAGUACAGCCAUCUCACGACGAAUUUCUCAAUCUUUCGAACGCUAUUCACGAUCUUACGAAGUCUGUUUAAGCAUUUGUUAGCUUUGCUCCUCGCGUUUCAAUAUCAUUCGACGGUACAAGCUUAAUUUCUCUGAAGAAUAUAGCUGAUAAUGGUCGAGUUUUCAUGCUAUAUGUAUACAGAAAAGCUUGCUCCAAGGAAAAGUGCAGGAAAGGUUGUGAAAGCAGAUCUGUCGUUUGCUCUUUGACCCAUUUGCGGUGGAAGCGAUGUUCGUAUCAUAUUGUAGAGGCAUUGAAUCGGGCACCGCAGAUAUUAUUCUGCAGGCUGCUGGUAAAUAUACUUACGUAUAUUGCACUCGAGAUGACGCAAGUUUUGCGGUUCAACUUCCCUCGUGCUUACGUACGUACGAAAUUUGUAAAAUUGCUGACACUGUAGUUACCAAUUGGAUGUCAAAUGAGAACAGCCGGAAGGUCAAACUGUAUUCGAAUCGAAAUAACGAACGCUUGAGUCAGUUGAUCGAACUACAGAAAAAACAACGAUUCGCGUGUUAUCGUGCCGAUUUUUAAUACGGUUGCAUUCGCGAUGUCUCUUCGUCUUUGUGUCCUUUUAGUUCUCCUUUCAGUUAUAUGGGGUAUCUAUGGCAUCCAAGUGUUUGACAAACGAAAUCGUUUUCCUCAAGAAGUAUCGGAUCGACUAGAUGAAUAUUGGAACUUGUACAAGACUCGUUACAAUAAAAGUUACUCUGGAAAUCUUGAGACUAACCGAAGGAUAGCUUGGGAAGAAAAUCUAAUAACGAUUUAUAAGCACAAUAUGAUGGCAGCUGCGGGUCAUCACAGCUACACAUUGAGAGACAAUCACAUUGCCGAUCUCGGAACUAGGCAAUAUAUUCGAGAAAUGGUAAAACUAAUUCCUAGUCGUAAGCGGCGUGUAUCAAAUGAACCGAUAGUUGGAGCGAUUUUACACGAUCCUCGAAGAAUUCCACCGCAGCUUGAUUGGCGCGAACUGGGAUUUAAAACGCCGCCAGAAAAUCAAAGAGACUGCGGAAGUUGUUACGCGUACUCGGUAGCCACCAGCAUUCAAGGACAAAUCUUCAAAAAAACAGGAAUGUUGAUUCCAUUGAGCGAGCAACAGUUGAUCGAUUGCAGUACGUCUACUGGAAAUUUAGGUUGUUCGGGAGGUUCUCUGAGAAACACACUGAGAUAUCUCGAAAAGGCAAAAGGUCUAAUGCCUCAAAACCGUUAUUCGUAUACAGCGAAACAAGGUCCGUGUCGUUUUGUAGAAGACUUGAGCGUAGUUAACAUCACUUCAUGGGCAGUUUUACCAGCACGUGACGAAAAAGCUUUGGAAGCUGCCGUAGCUACCAUAGGUCCAAUAGCUGCUUCGGUAAAUGCCAGUCCAAAAACGUUUCAACUUUAUCACACAGGAGUCUACGAUGACGAAGUUUGUAGCUCGGACAUGGUGAAUCACGCUAUGGUGAUCGUUGGAUACACGCCAACCGAAUGGAUUCUGAAGAACUGGUGGGGUAACGGAUGGGGUGAAAAUGGAUAUAUGCGUCUGGCUAAAAACAAAAAUCGAUGCGGCAUAGCCAAUUAUGCGGCGUAUGCAAAAGUUUAACUCGAUAUGAAUCGGAGAACGAACCCAUUAAAAGAUAUUUAUUAAAAUC